This is a messenger RNA of Acanthosepion pharaonis, 1560 nucleotides long. NCBI's taxonomy places the organism in Eukaryota, Metazoa, Mollusca, Cephalopoda, Sepiida, Sepiidae. The record is from the annotation of a GenBank genome assembly.
AUGCAUAUCGUACGCAACAGAGACUUUGCGAAAUUUUUUCAAAAGGAUGAAAUAAAGACCACUCGGGCGUUACGACGCAACCCUCCUCCUCCGCGUACUCAGAACAUCUACGAUUUGGCAACAACAAUGAUCAGAACGCAGAGGAAGGAGAAUGCGGCUGCUAUGGCUUGUGAUGCCCUGGAUACCACUACAGACGAGGAGCAAAGACAGCUGGAUAUAUCAGACAUCUCCCCACAAUAUUCGUCCCAACUUGAGUUUGACAGCGGCUGCGGAACACCGCGUGGGGGUGCUGCUGGGCCGUCCAAGUCAGUGACUAACAUUUCGGCACCGGACCUCCACGGCCAAAUGGUCAACUACUCCCUCAUCUCAGGACUUAGUGACAACUCAAAAUCGAAAGAUUCGGUUGUCACUGAAGAAGACAUUCUCCUUAAUAGAGUCGAGAUGUGCAGAAUAAAAAGUGGCAUCGAGAAUCCAGCUUUCACGAGUAGAGAUAGCGAAGAGACGUCGCUUUCUACCUGUGUGGCUGUAGGUGGUUGUGGCAGAGCGGAUGAAGGUGAUAACGACAGUGAAUGUGAUGACAUCGAAUUUGGCAGAAUCGAAGACAAAAACGGCAGUGUCGGAGAAAUAGGUGACAUACCACUUUGUAGACUUGAUAGUGUUAGUAUUGGAGGGUAUAUCGGUGAUGCUAAUGGAGGUGAUGGUGGUGGAAGUGGAGCCCGAAUGAAGGGAGAAACGUCGUGGAUUCGCAGCGGCAGCAGUAGCAGACGACGGCGAUGGCGUGAGAGUGACGUCACGAACCUCGACAUGGAAUCGAACGUCGACGACGACGUCGUCGUCGUAAAGUGUGUCGGUGCCAGUCUCCCUACCGAAAAACUUCCCCGACAUCAUUCGCGUCAACAUCGUCGCAGCUCCGCUCCCCAUCGCCAGCUUCCAAAAUACAGCUACCUUCACGCCGGCGGUAGCAUGGACAAUAUUAACACGAAACGCUUCUUCAACGGCGAAGAGACCGUUCACGACGACGACGACGAUGACUCCGAAGAUAAGGACGUCUUCGCCGCCGCCGCCGCUACUGGUAUAACCGCUGAUACCUUCACUCGCAGUUACGAAGAAAUGGAAUGUGAUUGGGAGCUGGAGAAACGAUCUAGUGCCAACUCUAGCCAGAGUAGUGUGUUGGCCGGCAGUAGUUUAGCGAAGAAUAACGAAAAAGACAAUACGUCUGACUCGUCGCCGGGCGGUGAUGGCGUGUCCUGCUGCGGUUCCAAAGAUAACGCCACUGCCCUGCUGGGGGUGACCCCUUCAGAGUAUUACAAGCGUUCUCUGCGCAUGAAGGACAAUAGGGUCAAGUCGACGAUACGGCGCCACGCUCUGCGUGGCGUCCGCCCGCUACUUCCGGCGACUAUGAUAGACGAGUGUACAAUCGAGGCCUUGUCAAAGGAGGAUUUAUUGGUCAUGUGGAAGUCGUCUGAGAUCGAACUCCAGAAGCGGCUCGGAGAGGUCAUGAUACAGAAGGAAAAAUUAAAGAAACUUAUAGCAGAACACAUGCAAAACACAGAUGUUUAG